Molecule: messenger RNA, 923 nt
Organism: Myotis lucifugus (little brown bat)
Lineage: Eukaryota; Metazoa; Chordata; Mammalia; Chiroptera; Vespertilionidae
Gene: NPM3
Product: nucleophosmin/nucleoplasmin 3
Exons: 6
Coding region: 53-574 (173 amino acids)
Biological process (GO): chromatin remodeling
Cellular component (GO): cytoplasm; nucleoplasm; nucleolus
Molecular function (GO): histone binding; chromatin binding; RNA binding
Source: RefSeq, a predicted model, not a curated record
GCUGGGUUCCCCGGUACGUGUCGGGGGCGGGGUUCCCGGGCGCCCUCGCAGCAUGGCCGCCGCGUUAGCGUCUUGGGGUCCGGAGAGCCGAUCCCGGGCCGGGGGUGUCGGGGGGCUGCGGGCCCCAGCUCCGGUCACCAUGGACAGUUUUUUCUUCGGCUGCGAGCUUUCCGGCCACACCCGCUCUUUCACCUUCAAGGUAGAGGAAGAGGAUGAUGCGGAGCACGUGCUGGCUUUGACCAUGCUCUGCCUCACCGAGGGGGCCAAAGAUGAGUGUAAUGUGGUAGAAGUUGUGGCCCGUAGUCAUGACCACCAGGAGAUUGCAGUCCCCGUGGCCAACCUCAGGCUGUCCUGCCAGCCCAUGCUCAGUUUGGAUGACUUCCAGCUUCAACCUCCUGUCACCUUCCGCCUGAAGUCAGGUUCUGGUCCUGUGCGGAUCACUGGGCGGCACCAGAUUGUUACUGUAAGCAGUGUUUCUGAGGAUGAAGAGAGCGAAGAAGAGGGGAGUGAGGAGAAUGAGGAAGCUGAAUUGUGCCCCAUUCUGCCUGCUAAGAAACAGAGGGGCAGGCCCUAGCCCUCCUUGGUCAGCUAGCUGCCUGCCAUACAUGCCAUACACCACGUUGCUGUACACGUAUCAAGAAUUUUAAAUGUCUUCUUCAUUGAAGAGGGGGGUUGGGAUGGGGUCUUGGGCUGGUGCUAGGAGAAAGGGGGUCCCAUUCUCCAUAGGGUCCUGAUGUUCUAAUUCUGUACCAUGCCUGGGGCUUCCCUUUCUCCAGGAGUGGAACUCUGAACUGUCCUGACCCUCUCUCCCUACUGCCUUUGAGGUUGGAGGUCAGCAUUUGAAGCUCAGGACUACAUAUUUUAAACACUUUUUACAUUUUUGGAUAAAGGAUUAAAUAAAGUGGUGUAGAGUUUUUUUGCAA